This is a messenger RNA of Aphanomyces astaci, 693 nucleotides long. RefSeq lists its product as hypothetical. NCBI's taxonomy places the organism in Eukaryota, Oomycota, Saprolegniomycetes, Saprolegniales, Verrucalvaceae. Bases 1 to 693 code for a protein of 230 amino acids. The transcript has 2 exons. The record is from RefSeq and is a predicted model, not a curated record.
AUGGACAAGUAUUGUGUGGCCGUCCAUAACAAAGGAUCACCGCUCAGUUGUGUGUUUGGCUUCAUUGGCGGAACGAAGGUCCAAACGUGUCGUAUUGCAGCGGUUGGAGACGGGUUAAAUCUGCGAAAACAGUUGUACACUGGGCACAAACGAAUCCAUUGCCUCAACUACCAAGCCGUUGCUGCCCCAGAUGGCAUUUGUAUUCACUUUUGGGGACCAACUGAGGGUCGACGCCACGACUCAGCGAUGCUCGCGCACAGUGGCCUCUUACAAGCGAUUUCAAGCCAUCCGGCAAUAUUUGCCUCAAAAUACAUCUUCGGUGACCUAGCAUAUGGAGUAACCAGGCACAUUAUCAGCGGCUACAAGGGAAACAUCAUUUCAAUCGAAAAACAAAACUUCGACAAAGCCAUGAGUAGCGUGCGACAGUCAGUCGAAUGGAAUUUCAAGAUCAUGAAAACACUGGGCGUCAUCACGUUCAAGUAUCUUGCAAACGUUCGACAAGCACCGGUGGCGAAAAUCCGCUCUGCAUCACUUGCAUUUGAUGCAUCUGGACCUCGCGGCCUUUUGGCGUUCCUAAACUUCACGUUGGCGGUCCAUUUUGCGCUCCUCAAAAUCACGUUGGCGUUCUUCAACUUCACCUUCGCGAUCUUUCUUGCGUUCCUCCAACUCACGUUCAAACAUGAACUUGCGUAG